GUACGAAGAGGUGAUGUGCUUUCAGCAUGGGCUGGCAUCAGGCCUCUUGUACAAGACCCUAACAAGGCAGACACCCAGAGUAUUGCGCGUAAUCAUAUCGUCCACGUCAGUGAUUCAGGACUUGUGACGAUUGCAGGAGGGAAAUGGACAACGUACCGUUCUAUGGCAACAGAGACCCUAGAUGCUGCUAUCCAGAGUUGUAGCCUAUCUCCUGUUCACCAGGAAUCUCAGACAGAUGGCCUCCUUCUGGAAGGUGCCCACAGCUGGACACCCACCAUGUUCAUCAGACUUGUGCAAGACUUUGGCCUUGAGUCUGAGGUGGCGAAGCACCUUGCCCACACUUAUGGAGAUCGGGCUUUCAGCGUUGCAAAGCUGGCGUCACUCACUGGAAAACGGUGGCCAAUUGUUGGACGAAGGUUGCACAGUGAGUUCCCCUACAUUGAUGCAGAGGUGAAAUAUGCAUGUAGGGAAUAUGCGGCUACUGCAGUUGACAUCAUUGCAAGAAGGUUACGUCUGGCUUUCCUCAAUGCCCAGGCAGCAGAAGAGGCUCUGCCAACCAUCGUUAAUAUAAUGGCUGAGGAGCUGAAGUGGUCUGAGAAAGAGAAAAAGAAUCAGUUAGCUGCAGCUGUGAAGUUCCUUCAGCAAGAAAUGGGUCAGAAUGUGAACAGAGCAUCACGUGAAAAAAUUCCAAUCAACCUCUCCAAGAGUGAAAUCAGUGACUACAUAAAGCGCUUCAAUUCCCUGGACACUGACAAGAAAGGCUAUAUCUCACUUAAUGAUCUAAGGAUGUCCCUGAAGAAUGAUGGAGAGAGGAUUAAUCUAGACAAGCUGCAUGAAAUCUUGAAUGAGGUAGAUGUCCACAAGCACGGGCAAGUCGAAUUCCCAGAUUACGUACAGGCGAGAGGUCAAGAUGUUCCUGGUGAAACUCUCCAUGAGAUUCUGAAGGAGAUCGAUCUUAAUCUUAAUGGGCAGGUGGAAUUAGAUGAAUACCUACAGAUGAUGGCAGCUAUUAAGGCUGGCUCCAUCUCUCACUCGAGAUUUGCCCAGCUGGCUGAAAUGGCUGAGGAAGACCAACGCAAAAAAAUCACAGUGGAACGCAGUGGUGGAGGGGUCUAGCAGUAGACCUGAGCCUAGGCAGAUUUCAAGACAUUGGAGGUCCAUUAUCCCAGGUGAUGGGAUGGAGAAGCUUGUGCAAUUGGGAACAUGGAUGAUCUGUACCAUGUAACUGGAGUUAAGCAGUCUGGCCAUUAGAAUGAGGUCUAUGCAGUUAAUGAAAACUGCAAUAGAUUCUCCUGGUGAGAAGUGUGUGCUGUACUUCAGCAUUUAUAUUUACACUUCUCUUGUCACUGUAAUGGAUAAGAAAUUAAAAGGAAUUGAAAUUAAUCUGAAAUUGAUUUGAUGGCACAAUCUAUUUAACUUAGUUGAAACUAAAAUUUAAGUAAGUAUGAUUUGAUUCUUAGUUUAAAUUAAAAUGUGACAAAUCUGACUCCCAAAAUAUUGGGUCACACUUUUAAAGGAUUACAUAUGUUCCAUGAUAUCAAUUAUAUAUUUGAUAGAUAUAGUGAAAUAUAUAGUGUUAAAGGCUCAAUAUAUGUACCCAGUUUUGAUGUGUAGAUUAAAAAAGGCAUAAACUGAUAAAUAUGCAUGGUUUUAAAGCUGGUCUUGACCCUGUGGUGAAAAAAAUGCUGAUAUGCCAAAACUGUAUUUUUCUUCAAAAGAAAGUAAAAGACUUGUUAUUUU
Molecule: messenger RNA, 1740 nt
Organism: Penaeus vannamei (Pacific white shrimp)
Lineage: Eukaryota; Metazoa; Arthropoda; Malacostraca; Decapoda; Penaeidae
Source: RefSeq, a predicted model, not a curated record